AUGUCACCGACGUUUGUAGUCGAUGGCAAAACUCCUGUUAUUAGUCUUCCGAAUAAUAAUCCGCGACGAUUUUCAGUUAUUUCAAAGCAGUUCGAUAAUGAAGAGCUCAAUCAACAACGAGCUCAUGUCAUCGAUACGGAAAUAUCACAACCGCUUCCAUCAACGGAUCGAAAUACCAUUCGACGUCGGCUAACACAAAUAAUUUCCAUUGUCGAUAAUCAAAACAAGGAACAAACUAUCAAACCCAAAGGUUCAUAUCUGAUACUAUUUCUUCUCGAACCAAUUCUCACUGGUUGCUUUCUUUUUCCAUUACUGGUUCUGUUCUGGGAUUGUGGAUGGAAUCUUACCGUGACGAUGUUAAAUGCACUGAAUGACUAUGCAUCCAACUACAAUCUCGAUGGAUUAGAUUAUUCUGAACAGGGAUAUGGUGAGUAUUCUCCUCAAUCAUUGAUGGUUACGUGGGUGAUCGAUGAAAUCGCAUUUCUCAUAUUUUACCUUGGUCAAGAUGUUCUCUACCAUUUUCUUAACAAACAAAAAAUGAUUGUCAAACAAAUUAUCGUGAAAAUUCAUAUAUUUAUAUUAGCGUUUUUGUAUAUUAUUCAAUGGCAGAUGAUGUGGACGAUUUUGGAUCAAUAUACAUCGCAAGAUUGGGGAUUUAUGUUUGUUUUUUCAUUGGCAGGCAUUUUUGCAUUAAUGGCACUUACCGGAACUUUAUCAGAUUUAAUCUGCGCACCAUUUGUAGUCUCCUAUGACUCGAUUGAAUAUUGUAUUCAAUUUGAAUGUCCACUAGAAACCGAACAGAUGAGUCGAUGGAAAGUAAAUUUAAUGAAUUUUGUACUUUAUGAAAUUCUUAUUUCGAACAUCACGAUUAUCAUAUGGCAUGGAUUCUAUGUUAUUCUCGAUCAAUAUUUGUAUCCCGAUGAAAUCAGCAAAUCUAUUUGGAUUUGCAUCGUCAUCGGUUAUCUACUGUAUUUUCCUCUGAUGUAUUUACAAUACUAUGGUGAAAAUAAGACUUGGAAUAAUAAAUUUUGGACACUUUUCGUGUCGAACUUUCCUCAAUUUCAUCGAAAUAUCGUUCAUGCGUUGGCAUUUGCAUCGUGUCUCUUCCUUUGGCAUGGUUUUUGGGUUUUCUACGAUACUUAUCUGCGUAUAUUCGACAAAUAUUACGAAACCUAUCUGUUAAUAUCUCUGCUCGUUUUCAUUUUCUUAUCGGUAUUACAAACAUUCUCGUCGAUGAAUGGUCCUUUGAAAACCAUGGAUGAUGAUUAUCAUUUCUUUCCGAUUUAUCCGCACUGUUACGUUUCACUCGUAGUACAGAAACUUUCUCGGCUAUCAUGUUUUCGCUCGAGAAAAGACCAGGUUUUUGUGAUUGGAGACUUUGAAAAGAGAAAUAAAUAUUAA
Molecule: messenger RNA, 1401 nt
Organism: Adineta ricciae
Lineage: Eukaryota; Metazoa; Rotifera; Eurotatoria; Adinetida; Adinetidae
Source: the annotation of a GenBank genome assembly